GUGCGCGGAGCGGAGUGUUCCCCGCAUCCCUGUGCCGCCGAUCCCUGGCAUUCCUGCAUCCCGACAUUCCCGCAUCCCGGUGCCGCCGAUCCCGGCCAUUCCCGCAUCCCGGUGCCGCCGAUCCCGGCCAUUCCCGCAUCCCGGUGCCGCCGAUCCCGGCCAUUCCCGCAUCCCGGUGCCGCCGAUCCCCGACAUUCCCGCAUCCCGGUGCUCCCGGUGCCCGCGCUCAUUCCCCGCCCAGCUCGGCUCGCCCAAGGGCAUCGCGGCGCAGACGCGUCCCGGAGCAUCUCCCAGCCGGGGCCGGUGACCUUGGCGAGCUCGGUGCUCUCCAAGCCCCUGGAGCUGAGGAUGGAUGUGAGGAGGGUGAAGGACUACCUGUACUGGCUGUACUACCAGUACCAGCUGGUGACCUGCAGCUAUGUGCUGGAGCCCUGGGAGCAGUCCAUGUUCCACACCAUCACCGUCACCGUGCUGGCCAUGGUGGUGUACACCGCCUACGUCUUCGUGCCCAUCCACGUCCGCCUGGCCUUGCAAUUCUUCUCCCAGAUUUUUGGCCCCCAGCCUGAGAGUGCAGUGCUGAACUGAGCUGGUGCCAGCAGGGCCCAGCAGCUCUGGCAGCUUUGUGAAAUCACCUCUGUGCUGAGGUUUGGCUCUUAGGAAACCCUGCUUGCUUCACCUGUGAGAGCAGAGCGAGGCACUGAGCACAGCCCCUCCUCCACAGACUCUGGGAUGGGACACAGCCCUGCAGCUCCCACUUCAGCCCCUCAUCCAACCAUCACACACUGUUCUGGUGGCUCAAAUCCAGACAAAAAGUGAGGAUAUCCAGCAGGAUUGGAGUGCUCAUGGCUGGUGAUGAGUUCCAGGCUUUAAUGGAUGGGAAGAGAAAGCAACAGGAGGAUGAACUUCAAUCCAGCUUUUAUCACAUCUAAGUUCCUGCACCUGAGCCCACAUGGUCUAAACUAUUUUCUUUUUGAAAAAAUUCUCCACCUCAUCUUGCAGUGAGGAUGGCAGGAAGCUCCAGCCCUGCUCUGUCUCAGUGCCCUCCUGCCUUCUCAGAUGGAAAUCAAAUUUUUCUUGCUGCUCCCACUCACCAAGGCAGCAAAGUGCAAAUCAACACCAGGGGAGGAGGAUCCAGAGAGGAAAUAAUAUUUUAAUACCUGCAGGGAAGGCUUAAAGAGAUCUCCUUUACAAAGAAAUGAGAUUUAUUUCCAUUGCCUGUGGGGAGGUUUUGGAACAAUGGGAGGUUUGUUUGGUUUUCACUCUACACAAAUCAAACCUGGAUGCCAAAUCAUAAAUUACAGCUGCACACUGCACAUCUCACCAGCUGAUGCUCCUGGUAGUAGAAGUGAGAGGUGCAAAAUGUAAAUAGCUUUCAAAUGAUGUUUGCACAGUUCUAGAUUAAAAAAAAAAAAACAAAAAAAAAAAAACCUCUUAACAUCUUUCUUGAGCUGCAGUGGGCUCCUGCAUGCUUCAAAGCUCAAGUUUGUUUGGAAACGAAGACAUGUGGUGAAGGUUGCCCAGAUCUGAACAUGUGUAUGCAGUUUUUCCAGCCCAAAAAAAAUAAAAUUUUAUUCUUCAGAAAUGA
Messenger RNA from Oenanthe melanoleuca, 1585 nucleotides. It is a transcript of the gene SPTSSB, whose product is annotated as serine palmitoyltransferase small subunit B. The transcript is spliced from 3 exons. The coding region runs from base 349 to 585 and encodes 78 amino acids. Gene Ontology annotation, biological process: endoplasmic reticulum organization; ceramide biosynthetic process. NCBI's taxonomy places the organism in Eukaryota, Metazoa, Chordata, Aves, Passeriformes, Muscicapidae. Gene Ontology annotation, cellular component: serine palmitoyltransferase complex. Gene Ontology annotation, molecular function: serine C-palmitoyltransferase activity. The record is from RefSeq and is a predicted model, not a curated record.